AUGGGUUUGGAUUUGCCCGAUGGUGGUCACCUAAGUCAUGGAUUCUUUACACCCCAGAAAAAAAUUUCGGCAACGUCGAUAUUCUUCCAAUCGAUGCCUUACAAAGUCAAUCCAGAAACUGGUUACAUCGAUUAUGAUAUGUUGGAAAAGAAUGCAAUGCUCUUUCGGCCAAAUCUCAUUAUCGCAGCAGGUCGACCACCAAACGAUUCAACAUUGGUUAAAGGAGUCAGAAAAAGGGAAGAACGAGGUUCUGAGCUAGAACUGAUCCAGUUGUAA
Gongylonema pulchrum is the source of this 276-nucleotide messenger RNA. NCBI's taxonomy places the organism in Eukaryota, Metazoa, Nematoda, Chromadorea, Rhabditida, Gongylonematidae. The record is from the annotation of a GenBank genome assembly.